AUGGGAAAGAAGACAGAGGCUGUCCCACCCCCUCCCUACGAAACACUCGCCGGCACGUCCGACAAGGCCAAAGAAGAUGCAAAAUCCUACGACACACUGACCGUACCCCCUCAGAUCAUGGACAAGAUACUGGCGGUACGCCCACAUGCGGAACGGAUGCGGCUCACCAAGGAAUACAUUGUCAAAAAGGGCAAGGUCAUUGAAACCAGAGAGGCCGCAUUGACUCGUCAAGGUCGUUCGCUGGCGGACGCCAUCAAGCGCGUCAAGAGCGACGUCAAGAGCAUUCGGGUGACAAGGGCCGUGGCCUUGGGGCACAUCGGACAGAGAAGCGACCGUUUCAUAAGGGGCUUCUUUGAAGCCUGCUCUAAAUACGGCGAUUACAAAUCGGAAAAGGCUGGGAUUCCGGAGCUGAUUGCUGCCGGCGAGGAGGAGGUGCGUCGUACGUACCACACGGAGACUCGGAAGAUUGAGGCUGAGUUUCGUGACGCGGCGAAACAGUUGGACGAGAAAUUCAUGGCUUAUGUAGAGAAUGUGUUGGCGAAGAUGGAGGAGAGUGAGGAGUCGAAGUGA
Trichoderma citrinoviride is the source of this 570-nucleotide messenger RNA. RefSeq lists its product as hypothetical. The transcript has a single exon. Bases 1 to 570 code for a protein of 189 amino acids. Lineage: Eukaryota; Fungi; Ascomycota; Sordariomycetes; Hypocreales; Hypocreaceae. The record is from RefSeq and is a predicted model, not a curated record.